GCUAGGCAACCGGUCAACUGUGCGCUCCUAGCCGUUUGAGGAGCUUCUGAAGCCGAGGACUUGGCUUGGGUAUUUGCGGGUUGGCGGAGCUGCAGGAGGAGCCGACCCAGCAUAACGGGCGGGCGCCCGGAGGUCGUCCACGCCUGAAGAGGAGCGUGAAGACAGGAGGAGAGAGACUCCCAAGGCUGCUGUCACCAUGGAGAUCGUGUACGUGUACCUCAAGAAGCGCAGUGAGUUUGGGAAGCAGUGCAACUUCUCAGACCGCCCAGCUGACCUGAACAUCGAUAUCCCGCCCAACCCCGAGCUGGCCGCACAGUACGUGGAACGGAACCCAGUGGACAUGGGCAUCCAGUGCUCAGUCAGCAUGUCAGAACACGAGGCCAACACAGAGCGGUUCGAGAUGGAGACGCGGGGUGUUAACCACGUGGAGGGGGGCUGGCCCAAGGACGUGAACUCCCUGGAGCUGGAGCAGACAAUCCGCUUCCGGAAGAAAGUGGAGAAGGAUGAGAACUACAUCAAUGCUAUCGUGCAGCUUGGCUCGAUCAUGGAGCACUGCAUCAAGCAGAACAAUGCCAUAGACAUCUACCAGGAGUAUUUCAACGAUGAGGAAGAAGUGGAGGUGACCGAUGAGGCCUCUUCAGCUAAAACCAUCAAUGUUUUCAGAGAUCCCCAGGAGAUCAAACGGACGGCCACACACCUCUCCUGGCACCCUGAUGGCAACCGGAAGUUGGCAGUGGCAUAUUCUUGUUUGGAUUUUCAGCGGGCACCUGCAGGCAUGAGCCAUGAGUCAUACAUCUGGGACCUGGAAAACCCCAAUAGGCCUGAAAUGGCCCUGAAGCCAUCUUCUCCACUGGUGACCUUGGAGUACAACCCCAAAGAUUCUCACGUGAUCCUGGGGGGCUGCUACAAUGGGCAGAUAGCCUGCUGGGACACCCGGAAGGGCAGCCUGGUGGCAGAGCUGUCCACCAUUGAGUUCAGCCAUCGAGACCCUGUGUACGGCUCCAUCUGGCUGCAGUCAAAGACGGGCACAGAGUGCUUCUCGGCAUCCACAGAUGGGCAGCCAACCAAGUUCAUGGUGGGCACUGAGCAGGGCAUUGUCAUCUCCUGCAACCGCAAGGCCAAGACGUCGGCGGAGAAGAUUGUGUGUACUUUCUCAGGCCACCAUGGCCCCAUCUACGCCCUCCAGAGAAACCCCUUCUACCCAAAGAACUUCCUGACGGUCGGGGACUGGACAGCCCGCAUUUGGUCUGAAGACAGCCGGGAGUCAUCCAUCAUGUGGACCAAGUACCACAUGGCUCAUCUCACGGAUGGUGCCUGGAGCCCUGUGAGGCCAGCAGUGUUCUUCACUACCAAGACGGAUGGGACCCUGGACAUCUGGGACUUUGUGUUCAAGCAGUCUGACCCUGCCCUCAGCCUGAAGGUGUGUGACGAGGCCCUCUACUGCCUCCGGGUACAGGACAACGGCUGUCUCAUUGCUUGUGGCUCCCAGCAGGGGACGACCACCCUGCUGGAAGUCUCCAGUGGGCUCUCCACAGUCCAGAGGAAUGAGAAGAACAUAGCUUUUUCUAUAUUUGAGCGAGAGACCCGGCGGGAGAAGAUCCUGGAGGCCAGGCAGAAGGAGAUGCGGCUGAAGGAGAAAGGCAAGACAGAGGGCAAGGAUGAUGACCAGAAGGACAAGGAGCUGGCCACAAACCUGGAGGAGAUGGUCGCCAAGGCCGAGCAGGAGUUCUUCGACAUCAUCUUCACGGAGCUGAAGAAGAAGGAGGCAGAGGCCAUGGAGAAGAAAGCAAAACCUCAGAAGAAACAAAGUUUGGAGAUGGAUGAGGAGGUGGAGGAAGACAAUACCGGGGAAGAAGAAGGAGGGGAUGAAGAGAAGUCAGCCUAGGUUGGCCUUGGCUGCAGCGCUGUCCCUGCGUGUCCCUCCCGUGCCUUCUUGGUACUGCCCUGGUCUUACCUUACAAGUAGGGAGCUGAGCUUUUCCCUAAAGCAUGAUUAUGAAGGCCACAUGGGGCACUGACCACCUCCACCCUACAAAUCACUGGCCCACACUGGAGCCCAGUCCUGUGCCACCCUCAUAGAGAGGAAAGCGGCAGGGCUGGCACCACCAAGAGGCCCACUCCACUGUGGGCGCAUGCAGCCUUCAGGUCUGGUCCUGGUGUCCCCUUGACCCCCACUUCCUUCGGGAGCUUGCAGCCUCAACCCAGGCUUUCCCUGGCCACGACGGCCUCAGGAAGCCCUGCGGAGGGGAAAGGGUUUUUCCUCUUCUCUCCCCACCCUCCUCAUCCACCUGCAAAUGGGGAACUGCAAGAGCCUUUCCACACUGCCACAUUAGAGGCUUCCAAGCCUGUGCGAGCCUGCUGCCCUCGAGUGCCUGGGAGGGGAGAACUUAUUCACAUGCACCCGCAUGCUUUCUGUUUCCUUCAUUCUGGUACCAUUAAAUUAAUAGCAACAAUGCCAGCAGUUGGUGCUAGCUAAGAGGUCCUUGUGUUAUCGCCUUCAUGUCACUCUUCACAAAGUCGCUGGAAGUUUCCUGCUGACCGUCCUUAUUCUACAGAGCAGGAUACAGAAGUUCAGGAGAGGUAUGCAGACUUGCCCAGGUCACAGAGCUGGGGAGGGACAGGGCAGGGAGGGAGCCCACAUAGCUCACUUCCUGUCCUGCAUAGCAGUUGACUGUGGCUCCUGGGACAGUGGGGGCUGCACAGGACCCUCAGGAUCUCUGAGGUGGGCUGCCGCUUCAGGAGGUGUCCUGAAGCCAUAGCUCAACAGAACAGCUCAUAGGCAUGAGGGCACCUUAGGGCCAACUUUGUUCCAGAAAUCCCUGUCAUUGAUUCUAGGACUGUCAGGUGAUUCAAAGUGCCCUUUAAAAAAGCUUUUGUCGCUGGGCAUGGAGGUACAUGUCUGCCAUCUCAGUACUCUGGGAAGCUAAGGCAGGAGGACUGUAAGUUUGAGCAACUUAGUGACUUAGCACGACCCUGCCUUAAAAUAAAAAAUUUUAAAAAGGGCUGGGGCUGUAGCUCAGUGGGACACUCAAAAGUCAAUCCCUAGGGCCGCAAAACAAAAACAAACCUUAAGGAUUUUGUUGAGAAAGGACUCAGAGGCAUCCCUUGUGCCCAUGGUUUGGGGUGGGGAGAAGCAAUGAGUUGCAGACUUUGGCUAGACUUUGAUUAAAGCAGUACUCACCGGUCACAUUUAUUGGUGCUUGACUGUCACAGAGUCCAGGAAUGAGCUUGCUAUUCUGGAGAGUGGGAGGGAGGCACUUUCUGGGUCUCAUGGGAGCAGGUGACAGGGCUGAGGGUCCGGCCCAGGGGCUGCUCCUGCAGUUGAUGCCCUAGCCCGCACUCCCAGGUCCCCCAGUGUGGGCAGCAGGCUCUGCUGGGUCUCUGCCCCCUGAGGGUACUUGGGAGCAGCAGGUUCACUGUGCCAGAACACGGGGAGCCCGUGCUUCCUUCCCUUGGGGACUCUUCUUAGAGCACCGAUUCUCUGCUAGGGAUGAUUUUGUCCCCAGUGGGACCUUGGCAAUAUCGGGGGACAUUUUGGAUUGAUAAAACUGGUAAGGGGACUGCUCCUGACGUCUAGUGUGUAGAGGCCAGGGAUGCCGCUCGGCAUCCUCUGAUGCGCUGGACAGUCCCCACCUCACAGAAUGGUCCUGUCCAGAACAUCACUAGGGUCACGGUGGAGAAACCCCAACUUGGGAGAGAAGUCUGUCCAAAUGAAGCACUCCACGAGGAAGUCCAAGCUCCAUGUUGACCUGGCAGCCCUGACAGACCCGCAGUGAGGAGCUGGCACCAUCCACUCCAAGGCAGGAGUGCAUUCUUUUGCUGUUCUCAAAUUUUGACCUUUGGGCCUGCAAAAGGAGGCUAUCUGCUGGGGCCUGCCAGUCUUUCUCCCUGUGCACAGAGGGUGCUACUGUGGCAGGAUGGAGUUAGAGAACGGGAUGUAGCAGAGAGGAGAACGCAGACGGAAGUGAUGAAAGGAUGUGCGACCCUUGUGCAUGCCCACCCGGUAGCAAUGACCUUCACCAGCCUCACACACCACCCUCACCAGGCGCCUGCUGUUCAUUCCCUUCCAAAAGGGAGCAAAACAAAAUCACAGUGCAUCAGCGAAGAACCAGAAGCAUCAGGAAAAUCCCACAGCCGUGGGUGGGGAAUGUGCACUGGGAAAUGCCAACAUGGGCCGGGCAGGGGACUAUUCAUGGACCUGGUUGACAAACAUGCUUCUUAAUGGAUGAUGCUUUGGCUGCGGCCCCUGGGAGAAUCACUGCCACCAUCUCUUCUGUGUAGUAACUGGGUACUGUGCCCCAGGGGAGGAUUCUGAGGAAAGACCCUGUUUUUGGUAGCAUAAUAAAAUGCUCCCUGAGCUCCAGAGGGCCCUGGGAUGGCCCUGAUGCCCAUGAAGGGGCAAAGGUGAUGCUAAAAGGCCUACCAGAGUCAGCUCUGGAUCCUGAGCCCGAGGGGCAAGCACUUCUGGGUGCCCAGGGCCUGAUGGCUGACACAACAGCAUUGUUUGGAUCUUACAGGCAGGGCAAGAAAGGAUCCAGCCAAGCAUGACGGUGCAUGUUUGUAAUCCCAGCACUUGGAAGGGUGAGGCAGGAGGAUCACACGUUUGAAUCCAGCUGGGGAAGUCUAGUGAGAACCUGUCUCAUAAAAGCAAUCAAUCAAUCAAUCAACCAACCAGCCAACCAAUCAAAGAACCCGGUUUGGGUGCUUGCUGCCUAGAUAGCAUGGCCUUCACACAACCCUGUGCCAAGUACCAGCCAUGGGGCAGCAAAGAAAGCAGAUGCAGGCCUGCCCUGCUGGACCCUGCGUGCUGAUGGGAGACACGGGAGGCUAACCUACACACACACAUACACACAGGUAGCUACAAAAUGACAGUUGUGCACAGUGACAGUGUAAGGGAUACUACAGAGCACUACGAGAGGGAUAAAAGGAGGGACCAGCUGGGACUGUGGGGAUGAGGAGCUGUCACGGGGCCUCAGCGAGUUUGACGAAGAAACGAAGAAACGGAGACUGAGCAGGAACGUGAAGCUGGAGGUGGUGCAUGUGCAGGACAUGCACGUACACCUGUGAUUAUUGGCUUGACUGCGGAGGAGCCACUCCAAGCAGGGGAAGCAACACACAGCAUGCCCCGGGGGUGGGGAGGAAUUGGUGGGGCAGGGCCCUGACUUUCAGGGUUUUGGCCUUUCUCCUGGGAUGACAGAUAAGCAAGGAGAAGCUGGAUCACACAUCUAGGCUGGAGGGAGAUAGCUGAGGCCAGGCGAGAGGAGAGCAUGGGGUCAGAGGACAGAGAUGGCAGCUUGGAGUGGAGCAUUGGCUGCAGCAUGCUUACCUCUCUGUGCCUCUGUUACCUGGAUUACGAGGGAGAGUAAAUGCAAUAACACAUAGCCACUGGGCUCAAAGUCAGUGCUUGAUAAAUGUCCACCACCUUCUUCCCUAGGAAGCAUCAGAUGGCCCCCAGCAGCCUUCAUGCUUGAUCCCAAGACCCAGGUCAGUACAAGGAGCUACAAGAUGAUGUUUCCCAGGGUCCCUUCAGCAUCAGAGCCCCAAACCUACUAGAGCGGAUGCUGAGGCUUCUUCAGAGAAAAAUCUCAGUAAAUGGUUUGUUUUCUCAAUAAUUCUCUUCCAUCUCUACUCCCAAGCUCUAAGUGGGGAGUCAAGCCCAUGCAUAGCUAGGCUCUGCUGUCAAGUAAGUGAGACGUUGGUCCCUGGAGCCCUAGAGGGUCAGAGAGCUUUAGAAAGUGCUCAGGGCUCAUGGAAGCCAGUAGUUGCCAUAUGAAGGUGGGCUUGCAGGAGAUGGAGUGGCUUUUUCAGUAGAAAAGGAGGCUUGGAAGGUAAAUGAAAAUUUCAGUCAGUGCAGACAAUGAGCCCAAGUAGGCUGUUAGUGAACUUUGAUACAAGCAGUUUGACCACCAUCUGCAGAUAGAUCCUCAAGUUCCCUGAGUCGAAGGACCCAGCUUAAUGUGAAGCUUGAUGCGACAUUGCAGGCUCAGCACCCAGCGUGGCCUCUGGCAGGUGGCAGGUGCUCACUAGAUCUUAGUGUCUGGGGCUGAGGAGGAGCAGUGUGGAUGACACCAGAGCCUGUAAGUCCUGUGACUUAAGAGGUGCCGGCUGUUUGCAAGGAUUUUAAAUGUCUGGGUGGGCAAAGCAGCUGUGGCUUGGCUGGAUUUGCCCUGUUGAUUCCCCACUCAUUCACUGACUGAAUCCUCACUGGGCACUGUAAUAGAAAUAUCAGUUUAGCACCCAUCCCCAGCACCAGGACAAAUGGGCAAAUGAUUCUGAUCUUUGGUGGUGAGUGUCAUUAGAAAGAAGCACAGAGAAAGAGGGGCUAGUCUGGAUUCCUUGGGAUUUGUUGUUGUUGUUGUUGUUGUUGUUGUUGUUAAAUGUUUAGAAAGCUACUCAAACUAGUUAAAGUCAAUAGCUGGGAAUGGUGGCACACACCUGUAAUCUCAGCCCUUGGAGAGGUGAGAUGGGAGAAUCGUAAGUUUGAAUUUGGUCUCCACAACUUAGCAAGACUACCUCAAAAUACAGCAGAUUUUUUAAAAGGGCUGGGGAUGUAGCCCAGCAUGAAAUCCCUGCAUUUAAUCCCUAAUGCUGCAAAACAAACAAACAAAAAUCUAAUAAUCAGAAAAGGAUUUUUUUAUGUAUAAUAGGUAAUGUGAA
Messenger RNA from Heterocephalus glaber (naked mole-rat), 6656 nucleotides. NCBI's taxonomy places the organism in Eukaryota, Metazoa, Chordata, Mammalia, Rodentia, Bathyergidae. The record is from RefSeq and is a predicted model, not a curated record.